CUGACACUUGCUCCCUCUUUCCCUCGCUUCUCUCGGCGCAACUACUGUUAUCGCCACCACCGCAAAAUGUCCUCCAUGGAAUCCCUAAUUCUCCAACUCCACGAGAUCUCCGCAGUCAAAUUUGGUUCCUUCAAGCUCAAAUCCGGUAUAACCUCUCCAAUCUACAUCGACCUCCGCCUCAUAAUUUCAUACCCCUCCCUCCUCCGCCACAUUUCCCAAACGCUGAUCACCUCCAUCCCUGCCACUACCACUUUCGACCUCAUAUGCGGCGUCCCCUACACCGCUCUCCCAAUCGCCACCACCGUAUCAGUCUCGAACGACAUCCCCAUGGUAAUGCGCAGGAAGGAAGUGAAAGAUUACGGUACCUCUAAGUCUAUCGAGGGAAAUUUCCAAAAGGACCAGACUUGUUUGAUAGUUGAAGAUUUGGUUACGAGUGGGACUUCUGUUCUUGAAACGGCUUUGCCGUUGAGGGCGGCGGGGUUGAAGGUGACGGAUGCAGUGGUUUUGAUUGACAGGGAACAAGGAGGGAGGGAGAAUUUGGAAGAGAAUGGGAUUAAGUUGCAUGCGAUUAUUAAGUUGAGUGAGAUGGUUAGGGUUUUGAGGGAGAAGGGGAAAUUGGAGGAGGAAGUGGAGAAGGGGGUUUUGAAGUUCUUAGAGGAGAAUAGGAAGGUUAGUGUUGUUAAAGGGGUGGAUAAGAGUGUUAGGGUUAAGGUUUCAGGUUUUGAGGAAAGAGCGAAGUUAGCAAAGAAUGAGAUGGGGAAGAGGUUGUUUGAGGUUAUGGUUAAAAAGGAGAGUAAUCUCUGUGUUGCAGCUGAUGUUGGUACUGCUAAGGAAUUGCUUGAGCUUGCUGAAAAAGUUGGACCUGAGAUAUGUUUGUUGAAAACCCAUGUCGAUAUUUUGCCUGAUUUCAAUCCUGAUUUUGGUGCAAAACUUCGUGCGAUUGCAGAUAAGUUCAAUUUUUUAGUUUUUGAAGAUCGUAAGUUUGCUGACAUCGGUAACACAGUGACCAUGCAGUAUGAAGGGGGUAUCUUCCAUAUAUUGGAUUGGGCUGAUAUAGUUAAUUGUCACAUUAUUUCUGGUCCUGGAAUUGUUGACGGGUUGAAAUUGAAGGGUUUGCCUCGUGGGAGGGGCCUCUUGCUGCUUGCAGAAAUGAGUUCAGCCGGCAACUUUGCUAAGGGAGAUUACACUUCUGCGGCAGUAAAAAUUGCUGAAGAACAUUCUGAUUUUGUGAUUGGCUUCAUCUCGGUAAACCCAGCCUCAUGGCCAGGUGCACCAGUAAAUCCAGCAUUUAUUCAGGCAACACCUGGAGUUCAAAUGGUCACUGGUGGCGAUGCGCUUGGCCAGCAGUAUAAUACACCAUAUUCUGUCAUCUUCGAUAGGGGCAGUGACAUCAUAAUCGUAGGACGUGGGAUUAUAAAGGCAGCUGAUCCUGCAGUGGCAGCUCGUGAAUACCGUCUUCAAGGAUGGGAUGCAUACCUGGAAAAAUGCACAUGAGAUUGCAUUUAGGUUGUUUUUAUGUGGUUUUUGCUGAUGAACAGAUCAGCCCAAGUUUUGAUUGAAUUCUGCCAGUCUUUUAUUACGAGUUUGGAAUUGUGAUAAAUGUUGGUUGUUUUUUGAA
Messenger RNA from Populus nigra (black poplar), 1618 nucleotides. RefSeq names its product uridine 5'-monophosphate synthase-like. Gene Ontology annotation, biological process: 'de novo' pyrimidine nucleobase biosynthetic process; 'de novo' UMP biosynthetic process. The record is from RefSeq and is a predicted model, not a curated record. NCBI's taxonomy places the organism in Eukaryota, Viridiplantae, Streptophyta, Magnoliopsida, Malpighiales, Salicaceae. Bases 67 to 1494 code for a protein of 475 amino acids. Gene Ontology annotation, molecular function: orotate phosphoribosyltransferase activity; orotidine-5'-phosphate decarboxylase activity. The transcript is spliced from 6 exons.